Messenger RNA from Scophthalmus maximus (turbot), 1803 nucleotides. RefSeq names its product proteinase-activated receptor 1-like. Gene Ontology annotation, cellular component: membrane. The record is from RefSeq and is a predicted model, not a curated record. Bases 113 to 1435 code for a protein of 440 amino acids. Gene Ontology annotation, biological process: positive regulation of Rho protein signal transduction; phospholipase C-activating G protein-coupled receptor signaling pathway; thrombin-activated receptor signaling pathway. Lineage: Eukaryota; Metazoa; Chordata; Actinopteri; Pleuronectiformes; Scophthalmidae. Gene Ontology annotation, molecular function: thrombin-activated receptor activity. The transcript is spliced from 2 exons.
UGGCUGCGGUCGGAGGCAGAAAGAGCCUGGGAGAGGAGCGAGACACGCGGAGAACUGACACGCGGAAUAACGAUAUUGAAUACUUUUUUGCCCCCCCUAUAUUACUAACACAAUGUCUCCAGCGUUUCCAAAAGGUUUGCUGAUGGUUCUGGUGUGUGCAUGUGCGGCCUCGGCUGCGGCCAAGAACGGUACCAUGCAAGGGCGGACUUUUGUCUUUAUUGACAAGACCUACACUGCUGAACCAAUAGACAUGGAUUAUGUCUAUCCAGACGGUGAGGUUACCAAUCUGUCCAAAAGCGGUCGGUUGCGCAACACAACCAGCACCCACAGGCUGGAAGUCUCCGAGGAAGCGCUGCUGUUUCUCACAGGCUCCGUGUCCACCCUCCUCAUACCUUCCUUCUACACACUGGUCUGCCUCAUCAGCCUGCCGAUCAACAUCUGCGCGGUGGUCGCCUUCACCCUGAGGAUCUGGCCCAAGAAGCCGGCAGCAAUCUACAUGUUGAAUCUGGCCUGUGCCGAUCUGCUCUUUGCCGCGCUGCUCCCCUUCAAGAUCUCCUACCACUUUGGCGGCAACGACUGGAUAUUCGGCCCGCUCAUGUGCCGCGUGGUCACCGCAGCCUUUUACUGGAACAUGUAUUGCUCGGUGCUGCUCAUAGCUUGCAUCAGCGUGGACCGCCUCCUCGCCGUAGUCUAUCCCAUCGACUCCCUGUCUUGGAGGAGUCCACGGAACGCAAUCAUGGCCUGCGUGGCCAUGUGGAUAUUAUCCUUCGCUGGCACUGUGCCUCUGGUCCUCUCCGACCAGACUGUUCACCUCAGUCAGCUGAACAUCACCACUUGCCACGAUGUCCAGUCUGCGCACAAGGUAAUCUGGCACUACAAGAUCUACUUCAUCACCCUCUGCUGCUCCUUCUUCUUCCUGCCUCUGCUCAUCACAGCAGUGUCCUACACUCGGGUGAUCUGGUCACUGAACCGGGUCCCGUGCGGCGUUCUAGGACGUUCACGCAGAAGAUCACGGGCAGUGGUGAUGGCUGCAACGGUGCUGGUGAUAUUUGUGCUGUGUUUCACGCCGACCAACUGUCUACUGCUAGCACACUACCUGCAGUUCAACGAAGGGGUCAAGACGAUCCAAGAGACCCCCGAUGGCUCCUACGCGGCCUAUCUGGUGUUCAUGUGUUUGGGCAGUCUGAACUGCCUCCUGGAUCCCAUGGUCUACUACUUUGGAUCAUCCCAGUGCCAGAGAGAGCUAUCCAGCAUGCUGAGGUGUCAGAAGAUUUCCGACGGCAGUAGCAUCCGGCAUUCGUCGUCUGACUCCGGCCGGUCGAGCUCCAGAACAAUUCUGAAAUCCAGCCGAACAGAAAGCUCCACCAUACACACUCCAGUUACCAAGAUGGCCCAAGCCAACCUCAACAGCCAGUACAAGAAGCUGCUGCUCUGAGACUGUCACUGAGCGGGUGUGACGGUGUGACUCAACUGACUCGGAAGUCGACAUUUGUCUUUAUUGCGAAGGUCAAUAGAUGGAGCACAGAGCUGAUCUGUAGAGUUUAGUCGACUGUAUGUGCUUUAGUUUUUUUAAACAGUUGAGCUGAACGUUUUAUACUAUGAAAUGCUUUAAUUUUUGCACUGUAUUUGCUAGAGUUUAUGAGUUUAUACCCUAAGCCAACAGACAUUAUAUAAUGGAAGGAAACUACUUGCUAUUUUUGUCAGUUUUUUUUUUUUGGUAGCAUUUGUUUCUGUAUAAAGUCACCAAAAAGUUCAUUUUCAUGCACUUGAAAAAACAUAAGUAAAGAAAAACACAAGUCCAAA